Arachis duranensis is the source of this 891-nucleotide messenger RNA. RefSeq names its product methyl jasmonate esterase 1. Gene Ontology annotation, molecular function: methyl indole-3-acetate esterase activity; methyl jasmonate esterase activity; methyl salicylate esterase activity. NCBI's taxonomy places the organism in Eukaryota, Viridiplantae, Streptophyta, Magnoliopsida, Fabales, Fabaceae. The record is from RefSeq and is a predicted model, not a curated record. Gene Ontology annotation, biological process: salicylic acid metabolic process; jasmonic acid metabolic process. The coding region runs from base 1 to 891 and encodes 296 amino acids. The transcript is spliced from 3 exons.
AUGGAAAAAGUAAAGAAGCAGCAUCACCAAACACUAGCUUUCAUCUUCUUGUUGAUUAUCCUAUUGUCUUUAACAAACAAGUCAGGAUCGUCGUCAUCGGAGUUAUCAAAAGCUCGGAAGCAUCACUUUGUUCUAGUGCAUGGAUCAUGCCACGGAGCAUGGUCAUGGUACAAGGUUAUUACACUUCUCAAAUCGUGGGGUCACAGUGUGACUGCCUUAGACUUGGCAGCUUCAGGGGUCAACCAAAAGAAGGCUUUGGAGCUUAAAUCAAUUUCUGAGUACUUUGAACCUUUGAGUGAGUUCAUGGCUUCAUCAGUGGGUAAAGGUGAAAGAGUGGUUCUUGUUGGUCAUAGCCUUGGUGGCUUGGCCAUAUCCCAUGCCAUGGAGCAUUUUCCUCGCAAGAUUUCUGUGGCUGUCUUUGUCACAGCUAUGAUGCCUGGUCCAACACUCAACAUAUCCACCCUCAAUCAGAAGGCAUUAAGCAAAUUACAACCGCUACUGGAUAAUCAUUACACUUACGAUGAAGGACCUAAUAAAUCGGCCACAACAUUUGUAUUUGGACCAAAAUUUCUUGCAUCUAAAGUGUAUCAACUCAGUCCAGACCAGGAUUGGAAUCUAGCAACAACAUUGAUGAGACCAUUGAGACUGUUCAGCAACGAAGAUAUGACAAAAGUGUUAAUUCUGUCACACACAAAAUAUGGGUCCGUAAGUCGCGUCUUUAUUGUGUCUGAAAAAGAUCUUGUAGUCACUCCAAAUAUUCAACGAUGGAUGAUUAAGCACAAUCCCCCUAAUCUCGUGGUUGAGAUUGCUGGAUCAGAUCACAUGAUCAUGAUGUCCAAGCCCAUACACUUUUGCCUUCAACUACAAUCCAUUGCUGCUAAUUAUGAUUGA